This is a messenger RNA of Pieris macdunnoughi, 939 nucleotides long. Lineage: Eukaryota; Metazoa; Arthropoda; Insecta; Lepidoptera; Pieridae. The record is from the annotation of a GenBank genome assembly.
AUGGAGAAAUUACCAAAAAGUCCAAUACUAGAAUUUAACCAGACACAAGUUGAUCUAGUACGAAAAACAUUUAAUUACAAUGAUAUAAAAAAAUUACAUCAAGAUCUUGACAACUUAGAGGAUUGGAUAAGAAAGCAGAAUCAUUUUGAAGUAAAGGAAUUUGAUCGAGAUUACCUUGAACGAUUUCUAAUAGCAAGCAAAGGAUCCGUGGAGAUUGCUAAAAAACGGUUUGAUAAAUUGUGCACAUUACGGACCCUGAUGCCGGAGUUCUUAAGAAACUUUGACGUGAAUGAUGAGUUCUCUCGUGUUGUGAAUUGGAAUUACUAUGGCGUACUACCAAAGCCGACUAAUGAUAACUAUCGAGUUCUAGCAAGUACAGCACAUAAUCCAGAUGCCCCUGACAUAGAUAUGCUUGAGCUGUACAGAUUUGUCAUAUCGCUGAUGGAAUAUCUGUUUAAAUAUGACUACAACGCUGGCUUCGAAGUGAUCUUCGAUACAAGAAUGUACACAUUUGGUGUAGUAUCCAAAUUCAAUCCAAUCGUAUUGAAGAAAUGUGCCACAGUAUUCCUGGAAGCACUUGGCUUUAGACUAAAACGUUUGCAUCUAAUGAGUGGUUCGAAGGUGCUGGAUAUUGUAUUAUCCAUUUUCAAGUCAGUCCUAACAGAGAAGUUAGUCAAGCGCAUCAUUGUUCACGAUAGCUUGGAAUCUUUGCAAAAUUACAUUUCUAAAGACAUUUUACCCGUUGACUUUGGCGGCACUGAGAAAAGUAUGAAAGAAAUUUGUGAGGCAACCCUAAAAGAGAUGCGCAAGGAGGAGCAUGUAGCUCGUUUGAAAUUCCUGGAAACCGCAGGAACUGACGAAUCUAAAAGGCUUAAUCAGACCUUCAACGAGGAAUAUUUAGGAAUGCCUGGCUCGUUCAAAUCACUGUGUGUAGAUUAG